CGAUGAGAGGCGUUUGAAAUAAAUCACAAAUGUUUGAUGAUGCUUCAAAUUUUUUUUGUAAAUAUUGAGAAAAUUAAAGCCUUUUUUUAUUGAAUCAAGUGGAAAGAUAAAAGUUUUUUUGUUUUUUACGUAGAUUUUACUAAUUAAAAAAACUAAAAAAAAGUCAAUUUUAGCCGAAUCAUCGAGGGUUUUUGGCUUUGCAAAAUUGUUUCAAAUUUUUCAAAAAAUACUAAAAUAGUUUUAUGUUAUCAUUGUUUUAUUUUGUUGCGUUUCUUUUUAAUUUUAUAGUUGCAUAUAGUGUUUUUACUGCUUAUUCAUAGGAAGGUAACUUUUUUAUAUUACCAGGAAAUCAUCAGGCCAGAACAUUGGCUGAUGAUACCAAAAAUCUUUGCUAUUGAAUGUAUAGUUUUUAAGGGAUAUACAUUCAAUACUAUUAUAUGUAUAGUCUUUAACCAUAAUCCUAGCCCCGACAGAAAGUAAUGCUAAAAAGUUUUGUUAUUGACAGCGCCAAUCGCAAAGGUUUUUGGUAUCACGUUUUUAAAAUUUUAUGAAUGUAUGAUUAUGUUGAUAACAUAUUUUUUAAAAAUAUAAAAACAUAUAUCCUUUAAGAUUAUGCUUUUGUAUAUUUGAAUAUUUUUGUAUAUUUUUUUGUAUUAAUAUAUAUGAUAAACUCAUUGAAGCAUAAUAAUUUUCGAAUUUUAUUCUUUUGAAGAGUUUUUGAGUUCUAAAAGAAUAAAAUUUGAUCCAAUGCUUUACUUCUUUAUGUUUGAAGCUAGUUUCAUAGUUUGCUUCAACGAGUACCUUGUUAUACUGUAAGAAAACACUGAAAAAUUUAGCUUUUAUUGAAACUACCAUCAGAACUAGAGCAACUUUUUAAGAGAUUAUGACACAAUACUUCGGUCCAAAUGUAAAAUUUUGAGUUUUCUAUUUUUUCUUUAAUACAUGUUUUUAAUGAUAUCUGAAAAAAAUCAAUAAUAUUUGUUGAAAAUAAACGAUUGUAGAAACUUGACCAUAUUCUACUACCUUAAUAAAUGUUUAACUCUGCUACCUUAAGGUGGUACAUCCCCAUUAAUUUCUAUAUUUUUUAGAAAAAAUCAAUUUUUUGAAAAUUGGUUUUUUAAAUUCAAAAUUUUUCAUAGAAUAAUAUUAUUAUUUUUUUUUUUAAUAAAUAAAUAAGGAAGUGUGUACAAUUAUGUGUUUUGUGGCCAUAGUAGAUUGAGAAGUCCGUAGCAACGCCAUAGCAACGCAUUUUAAAACAAAAAAAUUUAAACUUGCUCAAGCUUAUCAACAUCAAAAGCUCUUUUCUACUGCAGCUUCUUGUUUGUUUUUUGCUUCAUGUUUAUUUUAAAAGCUAUAACUUGAACUACUCAUGCAAACAUGUAUCAAAAUAUAGUGCUUGCAUGCUGUUUUAGUUUGUUAAUGUUCUUAUAAAUAAAUAGCUAAAUAAGAUAUGGGACGUUCUAUUGCUCGAACUAAAAAAAGAAAGUUUUCUUGUAAUCAACACCUAAAAUCUUCAAAGUUUAUUCAGCUUGAUUCAUCAAUUUCUGAUCCAAGUUUAUCAGCAAGCUCUAGAAAACUAGUAAACACUGAAAUAUCUGGAAGUCAAAAAAAUUACAAUAUCAUUAUUAACUUUAAUAUUUUAAAACUAAUGGUUAGUGAGUUUAAAUGCCCUAAAUGUGGAAAUGAAGUUUGUUUGGAAAAUGACUUAAAAAGCAAGAAAGGUUUUUGUUUUUACUUAACUUUACAGUGCCUUUGUUUCCCAUUUAGCAAAGGAUGGCACAUGUCUCAGUUUUCAACUGAAAAAUUAAGUUAAUUUUUAAGUUGUUACUGCUUUUCGUGAAAUUGGUAAAGGUUAUCAAUCUAUAUGCAAAUUUGCUGCAGUAAUGAACAUGCCAUCUCCUAUGAAUUUUAAAAAUUAUAGUGCAAUUAAUAACAACUUGUUAAAUAUUUAUAAUGAAGUUGCUUCUGAAAGUAUGUCAAGUGCUGCCAAUGAAACCAAAGAUGUUAUUUCUAAUUCAAGCAAUGUUAAUGAUGUUUCUGCUUGCCAAGUUUCUGUUGAUGGUACCUGGCAAAAGAGAGGUCAUCAAUCUUUAAAUGGUAUUGUCACUGCAAUAUCAAGAGAGAAUGGAAAAUGUAUUGAUUUAAUUUUGUUAACUAAGUUCUGCAAAGCUUGUAGUUAUUGGAACAAAAAAAGUCAACACCAGGUUAUCAAAACUGGAAAAUAAAUCAUGUUUGUGAAGCUAACCACAAUAAAUCAUCAGGAUCCAUGGAAGCUUCUGGUGCUGUUUCAAUUUUUCAACGGUCAUUUGAAAAGCAUAGUUUGAGAUAUAAAGGCUAUAUUGGAGACGGUGACAGCUCAGCAUAUAAUGAUGUUGUUGCAAGUAAUCCAUAUCCAGGUUUUGAAAUAAACAGACUUUAUUGUGUUGGACAUUACCAAAAGAGACUUGGAAAUCGUGCGCGUAACCUUAGAGUUACACUUAAAGGUCAGUUUCUUUCAGAUGGAAAAAGAAUAAAUGGAAAAGGUCGUCUGACAGAUAAAGCCAUAAAUACGCUUCAAAUUUAUUUUGGUAUGGCUAUCCGUCAAAAUGUGAAUAACCUUUAUGCAAUGAAAAAAGCUGCUUGGGCUGUUUUAUUUCACAACAGUGACAUAAGUGAAGAGUCAGAGAGACACAAAUUUUGCCCACGAACUAGAACUAGUUGGUGUUUGUGGCAGAGUAAUAAAGUAACUGGUGAAACAACAUCCAAAACCAAAUUAAGCUUACCAUUAGCAAUUAAAGCAGUACUUAUGCCUAUAUUUACAGAUUUGACAAAUGAAACAUUGUUAUCAAAAUGUUUGCACGGACAAACUCAAAAUAACAAUGAAAGUCUGAAUGCCUUAAUAUGGAAAAGAUGUCUUAAAGAUUUUUUUGUUGGGAAAAAAGUUCUUGAGAUAAGUAUGAACUCAGCUAUUAUAGCAUUUAAUGAUGGAAGCACAGCAGUUGAAAAAGAAAUUAGUGCUGGAGGUAUUGAACCAAGUAUGUUUAUGCAAGAAGGACUUUAUAAAUUGGACCUCAUCCGAAUUAAAAAAAUGAAUCACAAAUCAAGUACUAAAGGUAAAUUAAGGAGAAAACAGCUUAGAGCCAUCAAAAAAGGUUACAUAGAUAUUGAAAAAGAACUGGAAAAGGACCCACAAUAUAAUAGUGGAGUUUGGGACCAUAUGCUGACUUGAAAUUUUCAGGGUGCUUUUGUUAUAAAUUGACUUAGGUAAUGAACCAAAAUUACAAAUAAAUAUCAUGUGUAAGUAUGUUUAAAAUCUUUUUUUCUUUUUUUUUUGUUAAAAAUUUUCUUAAAUUUAUAGAAAAUUACUUUUAAAAUGUUCUAUGCAUCUUUAAUGCAUGAUUUUGGUUCAUAACCUCUUUGUACCUUUUAGUAACAAAAUGUGAAAACUUCAGAGUGAAAGGAUAUAUAGAACUGGAGAUUUCUUGUUUUAAAUUACACCCAUAUUUUGGCAAUUCUUAUGGAAUAAGUGAGGCAAAAGUUGGGCAAUCGAGAUUUCAUUAAAAAAAAAAUAAUCAGCAUACUUUUUUAAACUUGUGUAAUGUAGUUUUAAUUUUGUAUGGAUUAUUUUAAAGAAAUUUUUUAGAAUGGGGGUGUACCACCUUAAUAAAUAUAAAAUUAUUUAUAAUAAUUGUUGUUAUUAAACUUAUUGUAUUUAUUAAACUUAUUACAGAUAGUAAAUAAUACUCUAAUAUCUAGCUAGCUUAAACUUUAAACGCAUUGAAUAAUUUCUAAAUUUAAAACUCCUUUAGAAUAGUUCUUUUAAUAGUUGCCUAGGCCAACAACAACAACAACAAAAUUUAUGUUGCUGAGCGUAUACUAAUUCGUAUUAGUAUAGCAUUUCUCAGUAUUUGUGGUAAAAUUCCUAAUAUUUUCAAAAGUAAAAUUAAACAUAAGUAUUUCAACUGAAUUCUUAAAAAAAGCGUAUUUUCAGAGAGACUUAAAAUCUUUAAUCCUUUGAAUUAUUCUUUAAAAUUAAAUUUAUAGUUUUUGUCAGUUUAAAUUAAUUUUAAUCAAUGUUCGUAGAUUUAAUCACUAAUUAAUCAAUGUUCGUAGAUUUAAGCUAAAAACAAUAUAAUAAUAUAGUAAUACUAAAAUAAUAUUACUAUAAUAAUAAAAAGAAAAAAAGAAUUUUGAUGCAAAAUAAAAAUAGAACUUUGAUUAAAUGUUGAAUUUAAAAACCAGCCUUCCGUUAAACAAAUUAAGCUAAAUUUAAAGUUAAGAUUAAUUAGUAGGACUUUUAGUUUGUCGAAGUUUUGAGUAAUACUACGAAUAUUUAAAUGGAACACUGAGAAUUGAUUACAAAAACAUAAUUCACAUCUUUUAAGAAAACUUGUGGCUUUAUCCAAUUCAAAGUAAGAAAUGUUCGGUUUGUUUUUGUCGAGCACUUGAUCUUGAAUAUGUUGAAAUUUUAUCCGAGUAUGUUCAAUAUUUUUCUUUUUUGGGGGAGAUUUUUGACAACGUUACUAAAUUAACACGUUACAAUUAGUGGUUGCUAGUGGCUAUUUGUGAAAAAUUCGAGUAACAUUGUCGUUUCUACAUAAAUAUGCAUUGAUUAUAAUUAGCACUGUAAUUAAAAUUAAUAUAAAAGACAUUAUUAUAACGAAACUCUAUAAUAUUGUUUCAUAAAGUUAACUUUUUAGGAUUUUUAAUGAGAGAAUAAACCAAACAUCCAACACUUUGAAAUGUUUAAAUCAUAGUGAAUACAAUUUCAAAAAAACAUUUUUUUCAACAAAAAACCUUUUUAAAAUAAAAACAAAAUAAAAUUUUAAAGACAUUUAUCAAAUGCCAAUUCAUUUUUAACGAUGUGAAAAUUGUUGUUUGAGAGAGAAUAUUCCUCUCUUUGAUUAGUUGGUAUUGGUGCCAACCACUCAUUCAAACAAAGUCAAAAGAUAAAUAUUGGAUGAAAUUUUCCUUGGUUGACCAAAAUGGUUGUCCUUGGUCCUGAAUGUUUCCUACGUUCAAAUAAUGUGAUUAAUAAAUUGGUAAAAUAAAUCUAAGUAAAUGAAAUCUAAUUCUCAAAGUAAAAUAUUAUAGUGUUACAAUGACCUACGUUUUGAAUUAUUGAAGGAUACCAUUGCAUAUUAAUAUUCAAUAGCAACCUAUUUACCAAAUUGAAUGUCAGCUGCUAAUUCUUUUGCUUUCACUUGAUUAUCGUUGUUUAAAUUAUCAUCAUUAUUUUGAGUAGUCUUGCAUCACCAGUUGCUUUAAUACUGACAUCUGCUAGUUUAAACACUUAACAUUUACGUGGUUGCCAUCUUUUCUGCUUAUUUUACAAUAAUUUUAAAUAGCUGUAAAUAGGCUAGUUAUAAUAAUAGGCGUAAUUAUUAUUACUAAUAUUACUUAUCAGUAAGUAAACUAUAAUUAUUUAUCAGUUUGUAAUAACUACUGUAAAACUGAAAAAAAAAUAUUUUAGUAAUCCUUCUUUUAAACCAGUAGCGUAACUAUAAAUUUGGGACCCCACUCCGCCAAAAAAGUAAAGGGGCCCUCAUAACAUUUUUUCUCAAUUUUUUUUCUAAAAAUGCCCGAAGGGAUACGUGAAAAAUUAUAAAUUUAUAAAAUGUAUUUAAUAAAACAGAAAUUUGUAACACUCAUAUUAUUAUAAACGGUCUUAUUAUUCAUAUAAGUAAAAUUUGUAAAUCUCCGCGGGGCCCUCUAAGCUCCACCCCCCUGCCUUGCGGGGCUAUGCUCCCCCCCAGUUACGACACUGUUUUAAACGUAGUUAAUAAAAAAAAACUUUACAAUAGUAUAUAUUAGCCUAAAUAUUCUAAAUUUUUAUACAGAUAAAAAAACAUUUACGUGCACAUUUUUUUUAAACAUAAAAAAAUUGUCUAACGCAAAAAUCAGCACAUAGCUUUGACUGCGUUUACUAAUGUUAGUAAAACGGGGGCAUUUCUAAAAUCACUAGUUGUAAAAAAAAAACUUACCCUUAUUAACCAUGACAAAAAAAAAUUAACACAUUCACAUUAUUAAUAAAUAGUUGCAAAACCUACUUUCACUUGAAGACGGAUAAAUUAUCUAACUUAACUGGUAUUUUAACAAAGUUGAAUCAUUUAAAAGUAAUUAAAUUUUUAAAUUCAAAAGUUGAGUGUCGUCUUCACCUAAAUUAAUGUUCUAUAUUUUAAUCUGAAAAAAAUAAUACCAAAACAUGCAUUUAAAUUUGUAGUUUUUAUGGCUGAGUUUUCAUUUUUUUGACACUUACCUAAAACCCUUUCAUUCGUUUUUUGGACGAAGUUUUUCUAUUACAAACUACGUUUUUUCUUUCCGCAAUGAAAAGUCACAUGGCUAAACUCCCUAAUAUAAGUUAUUUUUCAGACAUUAAAUAUUUUUUUUCUGGUUUUUUGUGUUGUUAUUUAAAAAAUAUAAUUCCUGAUAAAUUGUCACAAAUCAGGAGCUACUUAUUUUAUCUUAUAUAGUUCCUGAUCUGUGAUUUUCUGUUAUUUCAUCUUAUUCUGAUAAUUAUUGCACUCUCUGAUAUUUUUUACUGGUUAUUGAUUUUUAAGAUAGCCCCUAAUGUCUGGUCAGGUCAGGAUCAAAACCACUAUUCCAAUAAAUUUUAUUCUAAUAACAACUGUUACAUAUCCCGCUACUUUGUAGAACUCACAUAUUUAGGCAAAGACUAGCAUAACUGUACUUUUAAAUACUGACCUUCCAUUAGUUUUUUUUUUUUCAACUUUUUCAUUCUAUAGCACAAGCCUUGUUAAACAAAAUUGCUAGAUGAAUAAACAAGUUGAAAACUUGGUUAAAUAAAGGUUUUAGUUUUCAUUAGCGUCUCAAUAUGGUCUAUAAUAAUGGUGUUAAUAAGAAUACUCAUUUGGGUCAGAUUAAACAGCAUCAAUGCUGUAAUGUGUCUUGCCUAAGAUAAUAAAUGAUGUAAUAGUGAUAGUGGCUGUCAAUUCUUUCUGUUGUUUCUUUAAAACUUUAAACUCAGUUUAAAAGUGAAACUCUAAAACUCAGUUUAAUAGUUUGGAGAUUAGCUGGCAAUAUCUAGACUGAUUACAUAAUCAUGUAAAAUAUCAAUGUAUUUAAACUACCAUAUUGCGCUUAGAAGUAACUCUUUUUAGUGCCUUUGGUGUGCAUUAAACCUAUGUAAUGAUAUUUUUGUUGUGAUUUUGGGUGCAUAACCAGACAAAAGCAAACGCAUACCUUAGUGUUUUGGAUAAUGUUACCAUAAAAUACUUAACAUGAUAAAACUUUAUUACCAUCAAUCAAUAUUUUAGAAAAAGUAGCAAUUUUUUGAGUAACUUUCUAUUCAUAGGAUUUUAUCUUUUGCAAAAUUUACAAGAAAUGAAAGAAAAAGUACGAACAAAUUUUUCGUACUUUUUCUGCAUAAGAAUUACCUAAUUAUUUACUUUUUCUUUAAAGCUGACUAGGAUUCCUUUUCACAAUUUUAUUUGUGAUGAUUCUUGUUCAUUCUUGUGAUGGCCUUAUUUCUUUUUUUUUUUUUAAAUACAUUUGAAACAAGGAAUAACAAUUAAUUACCAUCAAGCAUCAAUUUUCAAAUGCUCUUGCAUUUGAGACUUUUUUUUCACUUUUUUUCUUCUUGUGCAGCUGCUAUUUCUGAUUCUAUUCUUACUUCAAUUUGAUUUGAUUUAUUUCAUGUUUUCACAAGAGCAACUCUUUUGAGAACAAAUAUUAAUUUUAUGUAAAAAAUUGAUGCGAUAUGUCUAAUGCUAUUUUCAGUUUUACUAGUUUUAGUUUUUAUUUCAGAAAAUAUAUUCUUUUAAGAUUCGAAAAAAAUUUAUUUGGUUUUAACAAAAUGUUAAUAACAAUUGUUAUUAAACUCAUUUUCCCGGUUCUUUGAUUCUCUGAAUCUUAAUUUAUUUUUCUAAUUUUUAUUGAUGAAAUUUUAGUGAUGAUUAUGAGUUUCAUUUGUUUUAAUAAAUAUGUUUAAGAAAGAGUUCGGUAGUUUAUUUUUUAUUUAAUUCCUCUUUUGAAUCUAAUGAUAACACUAUUUCUGAAUCUAAUGAGCAUACUAUUUCUGAAUCUAAUGACCACCUUACUUCUGAAUCUAAUGAUCAUACUAUUUCUGGCAUACCAGAAAAACAGGCUUUUCCACAAAUAGCUUUUGAAAUUAUUCCAACUUUAGUUGCUAAAAUUAUUUUAAUGUAUUUAAAGUUAUUUCUUACUUAAACUUUUGUUGUGUUAACAACAUUCUUUUUGAAUUUUUAUAUAAGUGUUCCUUUUAAGAACUCUUUUCAAUGCUUUUUUUAAUACUAGUAAAAACUAACAUUAUAAAUUUUGAUAUCUGAUUUUAAGUCUAAUAAAUUUUUAUAAUAAUUAUAAUUGAGUCUAGCAAUUUUUUAAUUCGACAACAACUUACUUUUUACAAUCAAUAAAGAUAUUAGUCUUUUUAUUUUACUACUAACUUGUUUAACAAGUUCUUGACAUAUUAUAGGUUUAGAUGUAUCAUGUAAGCUCUCUUUAUAUGAUGUUUUUUGGACAUUUUAAAUAAUUAUUAAAUUUUCUAAACUUUUAUUAGUUGUUACCAUUGUCCAUGAUAAGAACACUUUUCUAAUUUUCCUUUCUUUUUUGGAUUACUCAAAGCUCCAAUUUUGGUCUUGUAUUUAUUUUUUUCUUCAUCAGGGUUUUUACUAAAUUUUACUGAAUUCCAACACAAAAUAGUUUAUUUGCUUAUGACAUAACUCCAGUUUUUUUUUUCUUUCAUGCCUUUAUCGGGAAAUCAAAAGUAAACAAAUGAAUUGCUGGAAAACAAACUAUUCUUUCUCAUACGCAAAGUCAAGAAAACAUUUUUUAACAAUAAAUUUAUGUCCAAUAAUUACUUUAAAAGUUAAUCGAAAGAAACAGCCGGAUUCAAAAUGAGCUAGCGACUAGCUAGCUUUAUAGCGAUUUUCUAGCAUUUUUUUUUACUUGUUUUAUUUUUUUUUAACUUCUUUAACAUCUUUAAAAAAUCAAUUUUUAGUAAUGAGUUUAUUAUGAUAAAGUAAUUGAACUUUAAACAUCGUGAUUUUUUCAGCAAAGUGUCGCUAUCUACAUAUUGUAGCUUUGUACCUAGCUACAAAAUAUCUCCAUAUCUUUAACUGAUUGAUAGCUACAUAUCAAAAAUUUUUAGAGAGCCAUUUUAUUACUCGCUAAAAUAGCCAGUGGGUCUUUAGACUAUUGAGCUAGCUGUCGUUGUAGUCUAAUCGCUGUCUUUAUCUUUACAAAUAUCGAUAACUUUUCGAUAACUUAAAAAGAUUAACAAUCUUCGUGGCAGAAUAGCGAUUAUUAAUAGUCUUUAUCACUACGAUUAUAGCUAACUAUUCGCUAGCCGAUUUACCAUCAAGAGCGAAAAAAUGUUUGCAAAAUGUAAGUCUUGUCAAAAUGUAAGGUGAUUUUACUUUAUUUUUACACACUUUUAGAUCUUUGUUUAAAUAAAAUAAAGCCUGUCUACAUAUUAUUUUGGUUAUUUUUUAGUUUAAAAAGUAUUGCUGUUUUGAUAUUCAUUUAAAAAUAUUAAAUCAAAAUGUAAUUUAAAAGUAACCCACUAGCAAUAAAGUGUAUCGAAAUAACAAAAACAUUAUAGGAUUUUAGAAAACUACAUGCUUUACUAUCUGCAGCACGACUUAUCGUAUUCAACUACAUUCUUUUAAACACUUCAUCAUCAGGGAUUCUUAAGUUUUUGAUUUUUAUUUUUUAUUCUGUUAGUGUAACUACUGUAAAACAAGUUUUUAAAAUAAAAUAAUGAUAAAAAAAAAUUCAAAAACCGAUACUGAUGUUUUAGUUUGUUUUCCCCAAAUUCAAGAUGGUUAAUUUUGAAGCAAUACUUUUUAAUACGGAGUGACGUCACACCAACCUGAUUGAUUCGAAAAUGCAGAUUGAGAUUUAUUUAUAUUUUCUAAUAAACUUUAGAAUUUUGUUUUUAUUAAUAUAAAUAUUUAUAUUUUAGGUUUUUCUUUGGUUUAUGUUGUGGGUUAACCAAGUUAUUUAUUCGCGUUGCUAUGACGUCAGGUUUUACAGCUGCAAAUAUUUUCAUAAGAGUUCGUCCAUAAAUUACGUCACGCAAUUUUUGACCAAUUUUGACCUCCUUCCCCCCUUCGUCACAAAAUUGUUAUACUUAAGAAUCAAGUUGUCACAAAACACCAACCCUCCUCUCCCCCCUUAUAGCGUGACGUAAUUUAUGGACGAGCCCUAAACAACUCUGUUGAGUCAGACUUAGUUGGUUUAGCUAAUGUUGUUGGAAUGUCGACUUCGUGUAUUGGAAGGUGAGUUUUCUAUACUGAGUAUUUUGCAGAUUUUUUCAAAACUUAAAAUUAAUAAUAUAAAAUGUACGUCAACUAAAAUAAAAUGAUUUUAAAAAGUUUUGCUGAUUGUUUUAUUUAUUUUUUUUAUUAUUAUUUAUUUUUUAUUCAACCAUAUUAAUAAGAGUUUACAAAUCUUGUUGUAAAUUAAUAGAAAUUGGUUAGGUGUCACUAAUAUAGUUACAAACUAGU
Messenger RNA from Hydra vulgaris (swiftwater hydra), 10469 nucleotides. NCBI's taxonomy places the organism in Eukaryota, Metazoa, Cnidaria, Hydrozoa, Anthoathecata, Hydridae. The record is from RefSeq and is a predicted model, not a curated record.